AUGGCCAAUGUUUACUUGUCGUCGCAGACAAUAUCACCAGCUUCCCAUUCCAAUUCUUUGCGAAAGCCAUCUGACGCGACUUCUACUCGCUCAAUCGGCUUUGCCUCUGACCGUUCUCCACUGCAGAAUCUCGAGCUUGAACUGAAGCAUAUCAGCAAGGAAGAGUUCGACGCACCUGGAGUUGGGCGUUCCCUCAGUAAAAGGCAGGAAGAGCGACUUCAACGAAGUACUACUAUCACGUCAAGGCUCACUGCCAGCCCUCCUGUUCCUUCGCCAAUUAAUACAUAUCCCAUUGGGGAUGAAGGUCAUCAACACCGAAGUCACAGGAUGGCCCAGUUAUUAGGAAGUAGCCCCUCCGAAGUUAAAAGUGAAGAUGGUCGUCGCAGUUCACCCCCUAAUGCCGAUGCACUGGAGAAGCCCCAAUCAGUCACAAAGCUUUCCCCUGCUCAAAUCUCUGGCCGUGACCGAAUUGGGCGAAGGUCUUACCAAGGAUAUCGAUUCCAGCAUAUAAGGCGAACAAGCAGCAGCGGGACUAAAAGUAAUAAAGGUGAUCAUACUCGAAUCACACGAGCGGCUGGGGGGAAAGAUGUCUUUGAUGUUAAGGUGGCUCAUUUGACUAUCGAGGAUCGAGAGUUUGAUUAUCAGUCCCUAAACGGAGGGGAUGCUACUAAAGAUGACGCACCUAGAGCUGGAAAUGCUUCUCAUAAUGAUUCUCGUGAUUUUUUUACUGCUGAAAAUAUCACCGAUAACCAAAUAUCUGAACCCAAAAACAUCCCUGCUAAGCCUAUCUUAUCUGUCAACUCCUUCCGCCCUGUGACCGUUAUAGAGCCUACGCGUAUGGCUCGAACUAAAGAAGAAAAAAAAGAUGAGUUGAUAUUCUCAUUUAUCGCGGCUAUAAAACCUCGUGCAACCCCUGCGCCUACAACAUACUCACCUCCACUUCAUGUCAAAUGUGGGCCGUUGCUGCGGUAUACGGGGUUACGUAGAGAUGGGAAACAAUCAAACGAAUCCACCGCGAAAGAUGAGAGGGAGACAUGGCGUGGAUCAGUCAUGAUUGUUACCACGGAUGAUCGGUCCGAUUAUACUACAAUUCCACGCAUCCGAUUAUUUGUGCAGCCAGCACUCAGUUCGGCCAUGACAGAUACUAAUAAUCGCACGGAAACCACAAACACUUCAACCGCUGACACAGAAGACUUGAAUAAUAACCCAAAAAAUAGAAAACACAGCGAAAUAUUAGGCAAAUAUAGGGAGGUCGAAGGCACCAAAUUACAUUCGGAAAGGGGUAUUACCUUCUGGAGAUUUACCAUUGAGGUAGAAUUGGGUGAUGAACAAGCAAAAAUUGCAUACCGCAUCAAUCAUGGCCCUGUGAACUCUUUUUGGGUUCCAUCGAGGACAGAGACUAUGAAUAUCAUGUUUUACAGCUGCAACGGUUUUAGUUUAAGCGUUAACCCCGAUGAUUUCUGCGGCCCAGAUCCUUUGUGGAGGGAUGUUAUACGCGAACAUGAGAAGAAACCUUUUCAUGUCAUGCUUGGUGGUGGUGAUCAACUUUAUAAUGAUGCAGUCACCAAGAAAACGAAGCUCUUCAAAGAGUGGCUCUCUAUCAAAAACCCGAUUCAUAAAAAUCACAGUGCGUUUACUGAUUCUAUGGCUGAUGAACUUGAAGAAUUUUAUUUGGAAAGAUAUUGCAUGUGGUUCUCUCAGGGGCUUUUUGGGGUUGCAAAUGCUCAAAUUCCCAUGAUAAACAUCUGGGAUGACCAUGAUAUAAUUGAUGGAUUUGGCUCUUAUCCUGACCACUUCAAUCGCUGUCCCGUAUUUAAAGGACUAGGCGCAGUAGCUUUCAAGUACUACCUUUUAUUUCAACACCAAAGCAUUGUAGAUGAGCUAGAGGGAAAUGAGCCUAGCUGGUUGCUAGGUGCUGCUCCGGGUCCGUACAUCGCUGAACUGAGCAGAAGCUGUUUCAUGUUUCUUGGAAGGAAAGUUGCGUUCUUAGGCUUGGAUUGUAGAACUGAGAGAAUGAGAGACCUUGUUCUAUCCGAGAACACCUAUAAUAGGGUGUUUGACCGACUCGAAAAAGAAAUCAUCCGAGGAGAAACAAAACAUCUGAUUGUGCUCUUAGGAAUUCCUAUUGCAUACCCUAGACUUGUCUGGCUCGAAAAUCUCAUGACUUCACGACUUAUGGACCCUUUGAAAGUGCUAGGCCGUAUGGGAUAUCUUGGUGGUUUUCUUAAUAAUUUUGAUGGAGGCGUCGAACUUUUGGAUGAUCUCGAUGACCACUGGACGGCCAAGAACCACAAGGUCGAAAGAAAUUGGUUCAUUGAGAAACUGCAACACCUUGCAGCAGAGAAAUCAGUUCGAGUCACAAUUCUCGGGGGGGAUGUUCAUCUUGCUGGGAUUGGCCAAUUUUAUUCAAACCAUCGAUUAAGCAUCCUUCGUGAAAACGAUCAUCGAUACAUGCCAAACAUCAUUUCCUCGGCAAUUGUGAAUACCCCACCCCCAAACGCUAUGGCCGAUGUUCUCAACAAGAGAAAUAAAAUUCAUCACUUGAAUAACCAUACAGACGAGGACAUGUACCCAAUCUUUGACACUGAUGUCGACGGGAAACCCCGAAAUAACAAACGACUCCUACCAAGGAGAAAUUACGCCGUGAUCAGAGAAUACGUUGAAGACGGCAGUAUUUCCGAUGAAACGAAGCCCACCAAACGUUCAACCUUUUCCAAACUUAGGAAGAACACAUUCAAAAAAUCACAAAAGGCUGACCCAGACGUCAACGUUAAUCUUGUUGGAUGUCAUCUUGAGGAUGGAGAUAAAUCAAAAGGAUCCGUCUGGACAUACAAAGCCUUACAGAACGAUGGUAAUGGUGGCUGGAUUUGA
This is a messenger RNA of Morchella sextelata, 2871 nucleotides long. RefSeq lists its product as uncharacterized. Lineage: Eukaryota; Fungi; Ascomycota; Pezizomycetes; Pezizales; Morchellaceae. The record is from RefSeq and is a predicted model, not a curated record. Bases 1 to 2871 code for a protein of 956 amino acids. Gene Ontology annotation, cellular component: membrane. The transcript has 15 exons.